This is a messenger RNA of Eublepharis macularius, 2682 nucleotides long. RefSeq names its product dual specificity tyrosine phosphorylation regulated kinase 4 (gene DYRK4). Gene Ontology annotation, molecular function: protein serine/threonine/tyrosine kinase activity; ATP binding; protein serine/threonine kinase activity. Lineage: Eukaryota; Metazoa; Chordata; Lepidosauria; Squamata; Eublepharidae. The coding region runs from base 1 to 2682 and encodes 893 amino acids. The record is from RefSeq and is a predicted model, not a curated record. The transcript is spliced from 19 exons. Gene Ontology annotation, biological process: peptidyl-serine phosphorylation; peptidyl-threonine phosphorylation. Gene Ontology annotation, cellular component: nucleus.
AUGCCACAGAAGAGGAAACAUCCACUCUUGGAGCACAGCAAGCAGAGGCUGGGUGCAGAGCACAAGCUGGAGACAGGCGAUUACCAAGACAGAGCUGUGUGUUCAGGUGUUACAAGAACUGUCGCUUGUCCUUCACCAUGCAGUCCAGGUCUCUCUGGGACUCCUGCUGUAGAUAUAGGGGAUUCGCUAGAAAUUUCAUGGAAGACGUUUCUGUCUGUGUUGAGAUCCAUGGAGGAAUGCUCAGAAAACAAGAUAAGCGCCUUGGUUCCACAGCUAAUAACAUCUCAACCAGUUAUAUUGAGGAAAAAAAUUGCCACCAAACCCGAAAAAAUCAGAAAAGGCAGAUCAAGUGCUCUCCCUGUUAUACUGAAACCUGGCGAAAAACCCAAUGCAAUACUCCAAAAGGAAAGAGAACUGAGUGCUGUUGUUCACAGCUCAAAGCAAGAUGCAGAGAAAAUUAAAAUUGACUCAGAUCAACCUGAUUCCUGCGGAAAGUCUUCUAAAGGAGAAGUAAGUCACUCAGCGAGCAAAAUUAAAGGAGAUCAAACCUCAAGUGAAACAAGUUCUGAGCCCAAACCUACAGUCCAAAGACAACGUGAAGUACCUCAGUUUAUUCAAGAAAACACAGUCCUGACACACAGGUUCAAAAAAGGCAACCUAGCACUGACAAAUCAUAAAACCCGGCAUCAGCAGAGUGAACAUUUUAAUGGAGACAGGUCUAAAACAUGGAUCUCUGUCAUUAUGGGGGGUGAGAGACGCACCCAAAACUGUUGUGAUCUCGGCAUCUGUUGUUUGCCUUUGAGAAGAAACCGAAGAAUUCAGCCGAAGGUAACUCUUGUGGGAAUUUUAGUAUUUCACCCCCUGCAAAAUUCAUCCCAAACAGAGCCAAAGCUGCCAUCUCAGGAGAGCAACCGCGCGGGAUCAAACAAAGUUUUCCUUCAGAAAUUAAACAACAGUGUUAGUGCUCUCCCUCACCUGGAAUGCCAAGCAAAAUCAAAUGUAGUUUCAAGUGCUUUAAAGCCCCAGCCACAAGAUGGCAUUCUUCCACAGAUAGCCUCAAAGACCGUGCGGAGUACAUCACAUCAGCAGGAAAGCAGAGCUCAGGGCCAGCCAUUUGCUCCAACUGUGCCUGAAAGCAGCAGCAGAGCUCUGUCCAGCAAGGCAGAGCUAGAAAAGGCCCAUGGUUUCAAGCAGCCCUUGACUGCAGCAGAAGCCUUGAAACAUUUUAAAAGUCACCUAACGCUAUAUGAACAACGAGAAAUUAAAGAAUAUAAAGAGCUGUGGUAUCUUGGGCUGGGAGCUAAAAAGAUCGAAGGGUGCGUUGAUGCAGAGAGCAACAAUUCCUAUGACGAUGAUCAUGGUUCUUACAGAAAAGUUCUGAGUGACCAUCUUGCCUACAGAUACGAAAUAUUGGCAGUUAUUGGGAAAGGAUCAUUUGGGCACGUCAUGAAGUGUUUGGACCACAAGACAGGUGAAAAAGUCGCAGUGAAAAUAAUAAGGAACAAAAAGAGAUUUCAUAACCAGGCCUUGGUGGAAGUCAGCAUUCUCAAUACCCUUCGCCAGAAGGAUGAAGACAAUGUGCACAAUGUAGUCCACAUGAAAGAAUAUUUUUACUUCCGCAAUCACUUCUGUAUUUCCUUUGAAUUGUUAGGUAUAAAUUUGUACGAGUUAAUCAAGAAAAAUAAUUUCCAGGGUUUCACCAUGGGACUGAUUCAUCAGUUCACUCAAUGUAUCUUACGAUGUUUACAGUUGCUCUACACAGAGAAAAUUAUCCACUGUGAUCUAAAGCCUGAGAACAUACUUAUAAAUCAGUUACAAACUGGGCAACUUUUGUUUAAAGUUAUCGACUUUGGAUCAAGCUGCUAUGAGCACCAAAGAGUGUACACCUAUGUCCAGAGUAGGUUUUAUCGUUCCCCGGAAGUGAUUCUUGGCCUCCCCUAUGCAACUGCCAUUGACAUGUGGAGCCUGGGCUGCAUCAUGGCUGAGCUCUACACAGGGUCUCCCCUUUUUCCUGGCGAGAACGAAGUGGAGCAGCUUGCCUGCAUCAUGGAGAUACUGGGCCUUCCACCAACCGAUUUCGUUCAGAGCGCAUCAAGAAGGCGAACGUUCUUUGAUUCUAACGGUACCCCGAAGAGUAUAACCAAUAGCCAGGGGAAGAUGCGAAGCCCAAAUUCAAAGGAUCUGAGUGCUGUAUUGAAAACCUACGAUGCUCCUUUCUUGGAUUUUCUGAAAAAAUGUCUAGUAUGGAAGCCUGCCUUGCGUAUGACUCCAGAAGAAGCGAUACGUCAUGCCUGGAUGCAGAACUCAUGGUUAUAUAAAACAAAACAAAAGCCCAAGAUAGCUCCAAAGUCCAGUGAGGGAUCCUUCAUUACCUCUGAGAAGAAAAAGGAGAACUUUCAUAAAAGCACACAGCCAGAAAGAGGAGAUGAAAUCUGGCACCACCCCACUGGGGAAAUGAAAUGUGAACCCUCUGAGAAGUUGCUUGCAGCGAACCCAAAACGGUCUACUAUCAUUUCAUCUCAAGAAACAAAAAAAGACGUAAGCCAGCAUGCAAACAAGCAGAACUCUCCUGAAAAAGAACUAGAAAUCCCCAUGGACAAAGCUGUUAAAAGAGACCUCAGGACUGAGAAGGUCAUGCACAAAAAUGCAAGCAUCUUGCCCCCCAUUGGGCACAAGAAGUGA